Molecule: messenger RNA, 2088 nt
Organism: Ipomoea triloba (trilobed morning glory)
Lineage: Eukaryota; Viridiplantae; Streptophyta; Magnoliopsida; Solanales; Convolvulaceae
Product: exocyst complex component EXO70B1-like
Exons: 1
Coding region: 1-1974 (657 amino acids)
Biological process (GO): exocytosis
Cellular component (GO): exocyst
Molecular function (GO): phosphatidylinositol-4,5-bisphosphate binding
Source: RefSeq, a predicted model, not a curated record
AUGAGGAAGAGCAAUUCGGAAAGAUAUCGUAGCUUUAGCAUGAAAACUACGAGGAGUGUAGGUAAUAUAAUACCUCAUUCAUUCUCCACCGGAGAAUUAUAUGCCAUGCAAGAAAGGGGAAACCGCAACGGCGGCGAUGCAUCCAAUGGUAGUGGUGAAGAAAAUUUUGAUCUGUUAUUCCAAGAUGUUGAUUGCUUCGCUGCAAUUCUUUCCAGCGUUGAAAACAAGUCCAAUCCGCCGGAAAUUCCUGACGUCGUCGACCGCUUCUCCGACGUAAUUGAGUCCAAGGUCGCCGAGUAUAAAUCCGCCGGAGAGUGUCGGGACCGGACGGGGAGGGAAGAUGAUGUUCCGCGUUUGGUGGAAGCAGUUAAGAGGUUGGCGGAGCUGAGGGAUGGAUUCGCGGAGUUUCCGGACCUCACACCCUCGCUGAACCGGACCAGCACCGUCUUGCAUCUGGCGAUAGCGUUCUUAGAAGACGAAUUCCGGUACUUGCUGGAAGAUUCUAGAAACCGAAUUUCAAACAAUAAGCAGGUGGAUGAGGAGGCCAAUGGUGAGGAAUCGGAAGCCUCGGGAGACGAUGAGGAAUAUCCAGAGGAUGUGGUGACUAGAAUGAAGAUGAUCGCCGGCGCCAUGGUUUCGACCGGAUACGAAACGGAAUGCCGCCAGGUUUAUUCGAUUGCGCGGUGGAAUUUGUUUUCUGAGCAGAUGAAAACGCUGGAAUUCGAGGAGUUGAACAUGGAGGACGUGCAGAGAAUGGCUUGGGAUUUACUGGAAGGAGAGAUCACGAGAUGGAUCAGAGUCGUGAAAAACUGCUCCAAAAUUCUGCUCCCGGCGGAGCGGAAAUUGGGGGAAUCCGUUUUCUCUGAUCAUCCUUCAAUUUCUAGAACCCUCUUCAGCAAUCUGGCCCGCACCGUCGCGAUCCGGCUUCUGGAUUUCGCGGAGGCGGUGGCGAUGACGAAACGCUCCACCGAGAAGCUCUUCAAAUUCCUCGACGUAUUCGAGACCGCCCAGGAGCUAAUCCCGGUGGUCAGCGACGAUUACCAGAACGAAGUGAAAUCGGAGAUCGAGGCCGCCCUAGAACGGCUGGGCGAAGCGGCGGUCAACAUUUUCACAGAUCUGGAGAGCUCAAUCCGAAACGACGUCGCCAGAACUCCCGUCCCAGGCGGUGCCGUACACCCGCUCACUCGUUACGUGAUGAACUACUUAAAAUACGCGUGCGAGUACAAAGACACCCUGGAGCACAUUUUCCAGCAACACGGCAAAGUGGACCGUUCAUUAGUCCACGACGGAGAAUUCUCCAAUGGGGGCAGCGCGGAAACAGAAAACGGCGAUAACAGCCCGCACAAUAUUCUUGCAACCUAUCCCGCAGGCAUAACUAUAACUACAACCCCAUUUUCAAUACAGGUAAUCACCAUAAUGGACCUCCUGGACGCAAACCUGGACGCGAAGUCCAAGUUAUACAGGGACCCCGCCUUAUGUUCCAUAUUCUUGAUGAACAACGGUAGAUACAUUUUACAGAAAGUGAAAGGCUCGACAGAGAUUCACAAAGUGAUGGGCAACAACUGGUGCCGGAGAAGAUCCACGGUGGUCAGACAAUUCCACAAGAACUACCAACGAGAGACGUGGGCUAAAGUGUUGCAGAUCUUGAGCCAUGAAGGGUUGCAAGGGAACGCUAAGGCGUUAAAGCCGGUGCUCAAAGAAAGAUUCAAAAGUUUCAGCACUAUAUUUGAUGAGAUCCAUAGAACACAGAGCACAUGGGUAGUGAGUGACGAGCAGCUUCAGUCGGAGCUUCGGGUUUCAAUAUCCGCGGUCAUCAUUCCCGCCUACCGCUCUUUCUUAGGGAGGUUUAGACAAUAUUUUGACAACACAAAGCAAGCAGAGAAGUAUAUCAAAUACCAACCUGAGGAUAUUGAGACUUUGAUUGAGGGAUUAUUUGAUGGUAACACUGCAUCUAUGGCUAGGAGAAGGUUGUAGUUUUAAUAUAAUUUGUUAUGUAUGCUACGUUGUGCAAUACGUACAAUUUCAUUCAUUAAAUCAAACAACCUCCAUCAAUUUCUUAUACCGAGUAUAUAUUUCAUUUAAUUUCAA